Messenger RNA from Balaenoptera acutorostrata (minke whale), 1174 nucleotides. It is a transcript of the gene ARHGDIG, whose product is annotated as Rho GDP dissociation inhibitor gamma. The record is from RefSeq and is a predicted model, not a curated record. Gene Ontology annotation, molecular function: Rho GDP-dissociation inhibitor activity; protein binding. The transcript is spliced from 6 exons. Gene Ontology annotation, cellular component: membrane; cytosol; cytoplasm. Gene Ontology annotation, biological process: Rho protein signal transduction. Lineage: Eukaryota; Metazoa; Chordata; Mammalia; Artiodactyla; Balaenopteridae. Bases 306 to 983 code for a protein of 225 amino acids.
CGGGUGCAGGCGGGGCGGGAUGCUGGGACCGUGACCGCGGCGGCUGUGCGGGGUCCGAGUGCGCCCGCGGCGGGGACGACCGGGUGCCGGCGCCAAGCGGGCGACACGCGCGUCUCUGCGGGGCUGCGCGGGGUCCGCGGAGCGGCUGGGGGCGCGCGGCGCGGGCGCGGCGCUGGGCGCGGGGGGCGCUCCCGGCCGGGAUGAGCUCACCGCAGUCGCGCCGGGGCUGAGCGCCGAGCCGGGCGGCGGCGGGGCGGGCGGCGGCUCCUCGGCGGCUCGGCGGCGGGGCCGGGCCGCGGGCCACCAUGCUGGGCCUGGACGCGUGUGAGCUGGGGGCGCAGCUGCUGGAGCUGCUCCGGCUGGCGCUGUGCGCCCGAGUCCUCCUGACUGACAAGGAGAAGGGGCAGCUGCCGCCAGAUGAGGUGCUGGAUGAGGCCGUGCCGGAGUACCGGGCCCCGGGGAGGAAGAGCCUCCUGGAGAUCCAGCAGCUGGACCCGGACGACGAGAGCUUGGUCAAGUACAAGCGGGUGCUGCUGGGGCCUGAGCCGCCUGUCGUGGACCCAAGCCUGCCCAACGUGCAGGUGACCAGCCUGACACUGAUGUCUGAGCAGGCCCCAGGGCCCAUCACCAUGGACCUCACAGGGGAGUUGGCUGCGCUGAAAAACCAGGUGUUUGUCCUGAAGGAGGGUGUUGAUUACAAAGUGAAGAUUACCUUCAAGGUCAAUAAGGAGAUCGUCAGUGGCCUCAAGUGUCUGCAUCACACCUACCGCCAGGGCCUGCGAGUGGACAAAGCUGUCUACAUGGUGGGCAGCUAUGGUCCGAGCGCCCAGGAGUACGAGUUUGUGACUCCGUUGGAGGAGGCGCCCCGGGGCGCGCUGGUGCGGGGUGCCUACGUGGUCACGUCCUUCUUCACCGAUGACGACAGGACCCCCCACCUGUCCUGGGAGUGGGGCCUCCACAUCUGCCAGGACUGGGAGAGCUGAGCGCCCCCUGCCCCAGGGCUGUGUUCCCACUUGCAGUCCUGGUCUCCCCCACCUCUGUCAGUCGCUGCAAGGGACCCCUGACCAUUCCCCGGCCCCCUCAGUGGCCAGACCCCCCUGCCCUCUGUCCUGUCCCGGGAUGCCCCCUCCCCAGGCCUGGCACUGUGCCCUGAACAGUCCUAUUAAACGUUGCU